This is a messenger RNA of Aspergillus welwitschiae, 1086 nucleotides long. Its product is annotated as terpene synthase family protein. The record is from RefSeq and is a predicted model, not a curated record. The transcript is spliced from 7 exons. The coding region runs from base 1 to 1086 and encodes 361 amino acids. Lineage: Eukaryota; Fungi; Ascomycota; Eurotiomycetes; Eurotiales; Aspergillaceae.
AUGGAAAACAAACUUUCAACGCAGGAUGUCAUUCUUCAGAAGUUAUAUGGUCAUACGUGCGUUAUACCUGAUCUACGGUCGUUUAUGAAGAGUGAAUCGGGGGGCAUAAAUAAACACCGAACCUUGUUACCGCUAUGCGUUCAUGACUAUAUAGAUAGUCAAGCUGAUGCCAGUGAGUCCCUCAGCCUCUUACCAGAAGACCCAGCCAAGGCGCAAAAAGUAAAAGGUGCCGAUUUCCCACUACUAGCCUGCCUUUGGUGGCCCCAUGCAUCAUUCAGAAAGCUGCGUGUGUUGGCGUUUCUAGUUGUAUGGUUGAUUGUCUGGGACGAUGAACUGGACGGUGCCUCCCAGUUUACGGCGUACGACCUGAAUAUGGGUCAGCGAUUUCGGGAUGAAACACGUCGGUUUGUCAAAGCUAGUCUGGGAUUGGAAUCAGAAAAUCCCAACAACGUUACCGAAAAUGCUAUCAUUCGAGGGUUUAGUCCGAUAGCAGAUUUUAUUCGAGAGGAAUAUGAUGAGGAACAUAGGCUUACGCUGACGGAAGAGAUCAUUUUUGUUAUCCACAUGUCCAAGGUGGAACAGGAAAAUCGCCUUGGGAUGGACAUACCUUCAACCGAUCAAUAUCUUGCAUAUCGGCUUGGAACAAAUCUGAUGGGCGUGAUCUGCGCUGCAACAGAGCUCUCCAUGGAUUGGCGAAUUCCCCGUUCGAUAACGCGUGGCCCGUUGGUGAAGGACGUUUGGCAUCAAACGAACCUGAUAAUCGCUCUUACCAAUGACAUCUUGUCGCUCAAAAAGGAAAUUGAUAAAGGAGAAGUAUACAGCUUCGUACCCGUUCUUCUCAACCAAAACAGAACACCGCAAAAUGCAGUCGACCUUUCGAUCCAGAUACUUCAAGACUCCAUUGCAGAUUUGGACCGCAUCAAAGCUGAUAUUCUGGCAAGUAGUGACCAAAUUCAUUCAAAGUUCUUGGUCGAGUCUUGCCGCCGGUAUUGCACAGGAUUUCUCGAAUGGAGCCUUCUUACCCCAAGAUAUAAGCUCGCCACCGUGCCCAGAGAUCAGACAGGGGCCAUGGUAUUAUUGUUUUGA